CUUCCCUCCCCUCCCACCUCCCCCCACGCCUUCUGAGAUAGUCGAACCUUUUGUUUCCUAUUUUAUCUCUACUAACAUUUCGCCCUCGUCCCUCGCUUUAUUUCCUUUACUUCGCCUCUACUACUACAUUCGCCACUUUUUCCUAAACAAGAUGACCAAGGCGACCGAUAUUGCCAAUCCAAGUAUCCAGGACCUGGCCGCCCAAAGCUACACAGACAUCAAUUCAGCACAAUGGAUGACUCCGCCCGAAACCGCCGGCCACUUGCAGCAGGACGGUGGUCACGAGCAGUUUUUCCCCGAUGAUGAGAUGACACCCGUCGAGAUGCAGGCAUCCGAGAAGCAGCCGAAAGACAUCGAGACGGCACUGGACAAGGAGGAGGAGGAAGAGGACUCCCCUUACGACCUCGUGCGCUGCUCUGUGUCCAACAAGGACGACCCGUCCAUGUACUCCUUUGACUUUCCGUGUUUCUUUUUUUACCGCCAGAACCAGCUCUCGCUGGGCGGCUCCGUGGUGCAGCUGCUGGCGUUUCCUGCCGGCUACGUCAUGUCGCGCGUGCUACCAACACGUACAUUCCGCACAUUUGGGUUCGAGUGGACCAUGAACCCGGGCCCGUUUAAUAUCAAAGAGCACGUGCUCAUUUCGAUUUUCGCCACGGCGUCCUCGGGCUCGCCAUACGCCAUCGACGUGGUCACGAUCAAGAAGAUCUGGUACAAAUCCGACCUGGGCUUUAUAGCCAGUCUGCUGUUCAUUUUGACGUCGCAAAUCAUGGGCUACUCGUUUGCCGGGCUGACGCGCGAGUUCCUGGUGUACCCGGCGGCUAUGAUCUGGCCGUCGACGCUGAUCAGCGUGACGCUGUUCCGCACGUUCCACGAGGUGCAGAACUUUGGCGGCAAGAUGACUCCGCACGCGCAUAGCGUCAUUGCCCAGCAGCUCGGUGAUGCCUACAACGGGCUCGGCAUGAUGACGUUUACACUGGACUGGAGCACCAUUUCAAGCAACAUGGGCUCGCCUAUCGCGUACCCGUGGGUCAUGGCAUGCAACCUGUUUGCUGGUUUUGUGAUCACAAUGUGGAUCAUCACGCCGAUCGGCUACUACUCCAACACCUGGGGAUCAGGCAACCUGCCCAUCUACACGUCCCACCUGUUCCAGACCAACGGUUCAGCCUACGACAUCCACAAGAUCAUGAGCGAGGACCAGCACCUUGAUGCGGCACGGUAUGCCGCGUACGGACCUGUGCGCAUGACCUUCCAGUUUGCCAUGUCGUACGGCAUCAGCUUUGCCGCCAUCAUCUGUCUGCUUGUAUACAUUGGCCUGCACCAUGGCGGCGAAAUCCUCAUGCGCAUGAAGCAGUCGCGCUCAAUGGACGAGGACAUCCACGCCAAGCUGAUGCGCAAAUACGACGAGGUGCCCAAGUGGUGGUACAUCCUGCUGUUUGCUGUGACCUUUACCGCGACCAUCAUCGUAUGCGAGGUCUACCACAUGAUGCCCUGGACAUGGGUCCUGGUCUCGGUCAUCGUCCCGCUCGUCUUCACCAUCCCCAUUGGCAUCAUCCAGGCUAUCAGCAAUCAGCAGCCAGGGCUCAACGUGAUCACAGAGUUCAUCAUCGGUUACGGGAUGCCGGGCAACCCCAUUGCCAACGUCACGUUCAAGGUAUACGGCUACAUCACAAUGACACAGGCGCUGAACCUAGUCUCUGAUCUCAAGCUGGGCCACUACAUGAAGAUCCCUCCCAAGCACAUGUUUGUCGUGCAGCUCGCAGGCACCGUCCUGUCGUCGUUUAUCGAGCUGGCUGUCGCGUUCUGGCUCAUGAACAGCAUAAAAAACAUAUGUACGCCAGAAGGCUACCCCUGGACUUGCCUUGGCGCCAACACCUUCUAUUCAGCCUCGGUACUCUGGGGCCUCAUCGGACCCGGCAAGCUCUUCGGAUCAAGCAGCCCGUACCACCCAAUGCUGUACAUGUUCUUUGUCGGACUGAUCCUACCCGUGCCGGUGUGCGCCUGGCGCCACAUAAACAUCCCUGCGGCCAUGCCGCCGAUGCCUGCCGCCAGUGUGGUCAACUGGUUUAUUGGUGCAUUUGUGUUCAACUGGUACCUCCACCGCUACAGAAACGCCUGGUGGCAAAAGUACGCCUUCUCGCUGUCGGCGGGUCUCGACAGCGGCCUUGCAAUCUCGGGAAUAGUGCAAUUCGGCCUAUUCACCAAGCUGACCAUGCCCAAGUACUGGGGCUCUGAGGCAAACCACUGUCCGCUGGCGGCCUCCGGUGGUUUCCUCAACCGGCCCAAUUCCUAGCAAUUUCAACUGAAUAUUAGAUUAUAAUGCAAGCUAUUGUGCUCUA
Molecule: messenger RNA, 2336 nt
Organism: Linderina pennispora
Lineage: Eukaryota; Fungi; Kickxellomycota; Kickxellomycetes; Kickxellales; Kickxellaceae
Product: oligopeptide transporter 2-like protein
Exons: 5
Coding region: 152-2290 (712 amino acids)
Biological process (GO): transmembrane transport
Molecular function (GO): oligopeptide transmembrane transporter activity
Source: RefSeq, a predicted model, not a curated record